Molecule: messenger RNA, 7903 nt
Organism: Formica exsecta
Lineage: Eukaryota; Metazoa; Arthropoda; Insecta; Hymenoptera; Formicidae
Gene: qvr
Product: protein quiver
Exons: 5
Coding region: 762-1238 (158 amino acids)
Biological process (GO): regulation of synaptic transmission, cholinergic; sleep; positive regulation of voltage-gated potassium channel activity
Source: RefSeq, a predicted model, not a curated record
GUCUAUAUAGAAAUCUUGACAUCUUUUUUCAUUAGCCUCACAUCAGUCCUAUGGCUGAUCAAAAACUUACACGACCACUUCUAUUUUCCAAGCUUCAUGUUGAAUGAUAUCAGCGAAAACUAUUGUGCUACCAUGCAUGCUUUGUCGAGUAGCAACAGCUUCGUCGGUAUAGUUGCCGCAAUGUGAGCACGUGGCAUAAACUGGCGACUCCGUCAUAUUGAUCGACCUGAAUCCGCGCUUUAAUCGGCGCGUCGACUCGCGCACUUGUCAGUUCCCUGAAAGUAUCUGUGUACCCCGCUUUUACGGCAUAAUCGCGGCCGCGUAGUCGCACCGUGGCAUCUCACGAAACUGCAUCGUGCUGCAUCGUGCCCUCGUUAGGCUCGUUUCGCCAUCGCCAUGCACCGAUGAUGUAGACUCGUCGAUAGACGCGCUGAGGGGUUCGAGCUUGAAGAGAGUGCAUAGGCGCAGAAGGGUGCCAGAUAUCGUUGCAGGGUCGACAAUCGAAUCCGAGAUCGCAAGGAAUGACAGUAAUCAGUAAAAGAAAAUAGACUUUGUGUUCAAGACAUCUUUAAAAAAAGAAGGAUACUAGUGUUUGUCAAGAGAAAAUUGAAACUUCUAGAUCUGGUGGUGCAAAGAAGAAAAACAAGAUUGUCUGAAAUAUAUGGCCGAAUCAGCUCGUGCUAAUCGAGCAUUGUUCGAUGCUUGAGAAAGUCUCGAUAUGACACAAAGCUAGACGAGGUAUAAGGACAUCCGCCGUCAGGAUGUGGACAAAUCACUUGAUAGUGGCGGCAAUUGUACUCGCGGUUGCCAACGUCUGUCGUGCGGAGUGCCAGACUCGCUCCAUUUACUGUUACGAGUGCGACUCAUGGACGGACCUCAGGUGCAAGGAUCCUUUCAACUACACUGCACUACCCAGGGACCAACCGCCCCUGAUGACCUGUAACGGAUGCUGCGUGAAAAUGGUCCGCAACGCGAAAUCACCGUAUGAGAGCGUGAGGAGAACCUGCACCUCGCAGCUACAAAUAAACUUAUUCAUGGUGGACCACGUGUGCAUGAUGGAAAGUACCGGCACUGGUCACAUGUGCUUCUGUGAGGAGGAUAUGUGCAAUCGUGUACCCCCGACCUUGCGCUCGAAUCCCGUACUCCUGCUGAUCCUGUCGACCAUCCUUGUUCUACGCUCGGCCGUCUUAGGAGCCUCAGCUUGCUUUGUAGAACGUUGCCAUGAUCACGUCGUAUAACACUAAUUAACUCGAUCCACCCAUCGCAGUGGCGUCCAAUCAUAUCCUUCGUAGAAAUUCUAGCGAGUCGACAACACGACCACUCGUCGGAACGAACGAUCGAGCUGGCUUCGAUCCUGAAGGCUAGAUCCUUCGAGAUGUAAAAGAAAAAGGUAGCCGAGAGAAAGUAAAAAGCGAUGGACGAUCGACGUGUCGUUGUAGUUAUCAUUAAUUUUGUGCCUCUUUCAAACGCACGUCGUCGAUCCAUCCAAUCGCGUGUAGAAGUAUAAAAUAUAUUUCUAAUCUAUAUAUGUAUAUAUAUAUUUAUGUAUAUUACAUUAUAUAUAUAUAUAUGUGUGUAUAUGUAUAUAUAUAUAAAUUUUAUCAAAGUUGCAUAUCUUACGAUAGAUAAUAGAUGCAUAACAGAGAAUGCGAAUGUUGAAAUGAGCUUGAUACAUAUUGAACGUUGCAAAGAAAUAUAUAUAUAUGGAUAGUAGAUCUCUCCGCAAAAAUAAUAUUUAUCUAUCUAUUCUUAUAAGAGAUUUUAUUAUGUAUUAUAAUGUUAAAUUAAUUUUACAUACAUUAUACUUUUAGGAAAAAGAAGUUGAGAAAAAAGCUGAAAAAGAGUUAAUAUUAAUUUGCAUUCUAUGAAACUUGGUCGUAUUAUAUAAUUGUAAUGUUUAAUUCUAUGAUAUAUGAUAAACAGAAAAAAAUUCAAUUUUCUUCGACUGCGAGAAUUGCACAAUCUGUGUGCAUCGUUCGUUCCGAUUACUGGCCUUAGAUAGCAUCGAGAAUAUCUAAGCGUUUCUUGUGUAGAAAUCAUCCCGACUGUCCAAUCGAUUUCUCUGACGAUUUUGACACGAGUUCGAGUUCUUUGUUAGUUGCUCUUUGAGCAAGCACGGCUAGCAUCUUCGCAAUGCAUUCGUGAUAUAAGCUCUGAGGAAGGAAUUUUAUUAAAAAAAAGGAAAAAGUAUAAAAUAAAUGUUUAAAAUAAAAUAUUGAAUAUAUAUAUAUAUGAAAUAUUAAAUAUCUAUUGAAUAUUGAAUAUUAAAUAUCAUCAUCUGUUUGAAUGAUGGAUCUAAACUACGUUUGUAAUAUAAAACUAAGAUAAUACAAUAAUUCUAUUAGAAAGAACAUUUUCGAUUUAUACAAUAAUUUUCUGACAUAAAGCAUACAAAUUACUCCGAGUUAUUUACCUAAAUUAUGUAACUUUGCAAUAUUUCUCGUUUAAAUUUAACAUCCUUGGUGCUUUAUAUAUUCUGCUAUGUAUCAUAAAAUUUAAUUGCACUGCCCAAUUUUAGAAUUAGAAAAGAAUAUUCCAUUGAGUAAAAUUAUCAUCAAGAUUUACUGAAAUUGAACUCCUUCCUCGGCGUUGUCGUUGCAUGUACUCAACCGUCGUCUGGGAACAUCGAUGAUGGAUUAACCGUUUACCCUAAUAGUACUACAAAGAGAAAAACCAAUGUGGAUACUCUAACUUUCGGUUUUUUCUCACGAAAAUGCACCUCACUGUGUCGUUUCUCUCAUUCUAAUGCGACAAUGUUUGACGCGACUGGUCGAGUUUCGUAUGAUGCGAGAACUUGUUGAAAAGCACAGUAACAUUGCACGACGUAUGGACGCCGGUCUGUAUAUAAGAUGUAAAAUUUAAAAAAAAAAAUAUUUGCAUAUAAGAAUACUCAAAAAAUUUUUAAUUUUUAAAUAAAAUUAAAUAAACAAAUUAAAGUUUUAUUAAUUUAAAAAUUAUAAAUUUUUUUAUGCAAUAAUGCAAAUAAUGUAUAAAAAAAAGUAUUGAAAAGCAAAUGACUAUAAUCCUUCAAGAUAAUUAGAAUUUUACAUGACAUAUAACAGGGAAAGAAAUUGAAUAGACAUCUUUCCGAAUUAUAUUUUUGCGUUUAUGUCUAUCGCUUUAUACAUGCGUUAUUUUCUGCAAUUAUCUAUUUAAUGAACUUGGUAUCGCAUGUAUAUAUCAAUUCUCAAAUAAUUAUUACACGACGAUAACGAUGAUAUUAUGAGGAAAAACGGCGCUCAUUCGUCAAGCAAAUUUUAUCGAUUUAGCAAAACGCUUCCUUGAUUCUUUUACUCAAUCACAACUCUUAUUCACUGUUUUUCACACCGUCUUUCUAUCUCUUUCUCUCUUUAUCACACAGCCUGAUUCUUUACCUAUGCACUCUUUUUUCGUUCUUUUCAUUCUUCGACAGCGCAACUUUCUCGUAGAUAUCUUGUCCGUUCGUUAUUCUAAUAAAACAUUCUCAUACUUGAAGUGACGGGAAGGCAUUGAGUCUAUGAUAGAAGAAGCGAGCUUGUAUUAUAGAAAGACUACUUUAGAUGGCAUGGUUGCAGCAUGCACAUCCAACAGACAGCACCGACAGAUGCAGAAAGAACCGGCCGGGGGACGAGCAGCGAAGAUGACGUUUUCGAAUCCCGGAAGUUAUCUAAAUAUACAUAUGCGCACGUUUUUCGAAACAAAUAGAAUAUAAUUAAUUUAACAUUAUAAUAAGUUUUAUAAAAAACAUUUUCUGUCUAAUAAUUCUGUCUAAUUUUGACAUAUAAAGAUUAAAAUAAACAGAAAGAUUAAAAUUUUAAUAUUCAACUCUUUGAAACUUUAAAAAUAGUGAAAAUUUUCAUGUUUUAAUUCUAAGAAUUUGAGAAUUGUUUUAAGAAUAUCAAAUUUGGAUUUAAAAUUCUUUUAGGAUUUGGGAACUUAAAGAAUUUUGAAAUUUGAAAAAUGAAAGUAAAUAUCUAACAAUACGAAAAUUUUUCUAAACAUCUUCUAAAAACGGGCGCACACUCAAGGGCAUAAAUCAAUACAGUGAUGAAGUUUCAACUUACAAUUAGAAGAAAAGUUGCGUCAUAGACGAAAAUGAAGUUGAGUGCAUGGAUUGUAGCGUUCACCAGACUGUACGAAUUAUGGAAAGUCAGCGCAGAAAAAUUUUAUUUUUAAUCGCAAUAUCUUUAAUCAUAAAUCUGAAUUUCUAUUUGCACACAAUAAAGAUUAAUAGAUUAAUAGAAUGUCUCAUGUGUAUGUAUGUAUGUAUAUAAUCAUAUAUUUUUAAGAAAGAAUGAAGAAUACAAAACAUACACAAGGGAAACAAAUUUUUCAAAUGUCUCACUAUAUAAUUGAAAUUUCUGCUUCUAAGUAAAGAUAUUUCUCUUUCUCAAUUUCAUAACAUUUUUUAUAUAUAUCUACAGAAUAUAUAAUAUGCUUUAUAAAAUAUUUUAACUUAAUUGAUUUUUAAAUAACUGUUUCCAUUACUAUCUCAGAUAAAAUAUUUUAUAUACAGCUUAUUUAACUAUGAUCCAAUAUGCAGGGAACAGCUUUGGCGUUUGACUUUCAAAUAGCCGUACAGUAACACCUUGCAUGAGACUGCAUGAUCCUGUCGUUAUUAUUCUUGCGUGUGAACGAGUAUUCCACUUCCACAGUCACUGGUCGAAAGCGAACAGCGUUUUUACAACCAAUUCUUGAAUUUUAUGACAUAUACAUUAUUGAAUAAUAUACGUAAAGUUAUAUACGUGAUCAAUGAAAUCUAAAAGAUUCAAAGUUUUUUCCACGCUUAUAUAGAUCCAAAAGAAUCACGCUGCUGUUUCUUUCCAUCCAUGACUUGUCCGAAUGCAAUAACAACAAGAACAAUAACAGCAUUAACAUAAAUAACAGUUAUGACAACUAUGACAACUAUAAAUAACCCACGAUACCUUCCACCCCGACGAAUGCAACGCAAAACAGACGAAAAGCAAAGCACAACGUGGGCCUUCAGCUUCGUUUGUGCCGCAAUUAACGAGCCUGUCGCUUCUGAUAAAAAUCGUGUUUAGUUGUUAAAUCGAAUUUAGUCUCACUCGUUCGGAUCUCAACUAUUUAACAAGGAAAACUGUUGAAUCGUCGACUCGUGGCAUUCGAGUCUGGUAUACAUCAAUUGUAUACAGCAUUAUUUAUAUACAUAUAAUAUAAAAUUUCACUUCGCUAGUAUUGUGCCAACAAUACGGAAUGCAUUGGUGAAAUGACUUUAUUUUUUAACGGGAUGCAAAUCAUGGUAUCUCUACCGUUAAAAAAUAUUGUGCAAGAGUGAGUGCAAACAAUUUAAAUCACCGUUUGUCACUCGAUGAUGAUGCAAUCGUCGCCUCUGCCGAAUGCAAUCAUCGAUCGACGAAAUCGCUCGCGACUGGCACGGCCAAGCUGAACGCGCAUGUCCUCACAGAGAGGCUUUCAAAGCGGAGCCUCUUGCCAAAUAAACUUCGGUGCUUGCUUGACCGAUGGCGAGCAGACCGACGUUUCUUUGGCAAGCCAUGCGGCUCGUGUCGCGUCAUUUGUUCAUUGUCGCACGCGCGGCUGCGAGGCUAUCCGUCCACGUUUCUAUCGCGAUCUAUGCCGCUCUUAUAUCUCUCCAUUAACCCUUUGGGUUUCCUCUGUUUCUUCAGUCUAUUUCGUCCAACAUCCUUUAAUCUUCCAAUUUAACGCGUCUUGUUUUUAUAUCAAAUAUAAGCGCUCUUUCCGCGAGGAAAUUGCUCGGAUUGAAUUGUGCUAAUUAUACUCGAUUUUUUUCAACAACUAUCUCAUAAAUUGAUAUUGAUCUCUUAUGAGAAUAAGUUUCUUUGAGUUAAGCAAAAAUUAAACGCAAUAUUUAAAAAGAACUUAUUUAUAUCUAUAAAAAGGGACAAGUUUCUUGCAUAUAAUAAAAAUGUCGCUACUCACGUCACACUUUAUUGUAAAGUUAUAAAAUAUACGAUUAUAAUUUAUAAAAAAAUAAUAAGAAGUAAGCUAAAGCUUGACCAGUUAAAUAUAAUUAUCUAGUUUAUUAAUUAUUUCUCUUGUAAAAUUCUGAAUCAUAAUCCUAAUCAAAAUAUAUACACAGAAUAUUUGCUAAAAUGUAUAUAUAUAUAUAUAUAUUAAAUUUUGAAAUAAUUUUGCAUUGGAUUCACAAUCCAAUGAGUUAUCUCUGACUAGCAAUUUUUUAUUAUUCUAUCAUGAUCAUAAAAAAAUAGUGAUCGUGUUAAAAAAUUAGUUGAUAAAUGUUGGAAAACAAACGAUUCGAGAGAGCACAUUUCCUCGUUUUACAUCUGAGUCGCAACGAAAACACGAGAAUUUCGAUAUUAAAUCCUCGCUUACCAGUAAUAAUCGGUACUAAACCUGGCCUCGCAGCUGAAAAGUAUCCACGUAUGUAACUAGUAAAUCAGUUUAUUUGCGAUAUGUGGAUUAUUUAACUUAGCAACGACACGCAAGGACGAAGAUAGAUAUAAGAAAAAAUAUUUUAAUCCUUUAACUCGAUGACUUAAAUUUCUAAUUUUAUAUAUUAGAAAUGAUUAUUUGUCUUAUGAUAAAUUGAAAAAAAUAUAAUAUUGCAUAAAUCAAGAAGUGAACUCAAAAUGACAGUUAAAGGAUUAAUUUUUGGAAUACGUUGUAUUCCUAUGAUAUUGUACUUCUAUACGAUACAUGUGCGAUUGUAUAAUUGUAUAAGUAUAUAUGUAUGUAUAAGAGAUAAUUGAAAGAGGUAACUUUAAUUUUAUUAUAAUAUAUCACAAAGUCGUGACAUGUGUUAAAUCUUAUUUCUAAAUAUAAGAAUAAAAAAGGCGAUUAUUAUAUAUAAUAUAUUUGUUAUCGCCUAUGUUGAUAGAAUGUAAAAUGACGAUAAACGUGUUCCUCAUUCUUAAAUCGUUAAAUAAUUAACGUGUUUUACCAUAUCAAUAGGCUUUAAUCUAUUUUUCAUCAAUUGAAUUUCCAUCAAAAAUAUCGACUCAACUUCUAUUAAUUAAAUCGAGCUAAAUUUUAUUUAUAUAGAAGAACAAAGAAAAGCUUCUCUCUCUUAUUCAAAUGUAUUUAUGAUAUUUAUCUCCUUGCUUUUAAAUUAUUACGACGUAUUCUGCCGCAAAUUUGUAAAUAGCUUUGCAAGAAAAAGGAGGAAAUAUUUUUUUUUUAAUUAUAUAAUAAACUAACAAAAAAGAGUUAAAUGUAUGUAUAUUCCAUGAUUUUGAAUUUAAUGAUAGUAAAUAUAAAAUAAUUCUUAGAUAAAGGAUAAUUCAUUAAUAUCUUAUGCUCAAUUUUGUAUCGUCACUUGUGUGACAAACAGUUUGAAAAAGUUACAAUAUUAUAUUUCUUGCAAAGAACUCAAUGAAAAUGUUAUAUGAGGUUGCUGGAUAAUGUAGAAUUAAAUAAAUUUUCUCAAUUCCAGAUAUAUUAAUUAAACAAUAUAUUUACAUUGAAUAUUAAUAUUCUUAUAUGUAUUUAUCUUUUCAUUAACUUUUAGAGAUUAUUUCAUAACUAUAUUACUCAUAUUAAGCUAUAUUACAAUGCCAAUCCAGAUUUUAAGUUAAUUUAAAAAUACAUUAUAUAUAUAUAUAUAUAUAAAAUCAAAGUUUCCUUGAUAAAACCAACUAUAAAUUUAAUUAUACCAUUAAAUCCAUAAAUUCAUGUUUUACAUAGAAUUACAUAUACGACCAUAUUUGUAAUCACUAUUUUAUUGUUUAUUAUGAUCAAUAUUACGAAAUUUAAAUUUAUUUAUUGUUUUAAAGAACCAGCACACAAAGCGUUUUAAACAUUUUAGUAUUUUCAUGAUUAUGCCAAUAAUUACCAGUAAGGAAUAAUUAAGAUUUGAAAUAAAGUAAAAUACUGUAAAUAGAAGAUAUAAGCAGAGGAAAUGCUUAAACAAAAUGUUCUCAUUUGUAUAUAUAAAUGUUAUAAAUAAAUGAAUGUUACAAAAAUA